CUUCACCAUUCACAUGCGACGGCCGUUGUUCAUGGUAAAGGAGCCGAAGCCGCCAGAUAGACAAAGACCUUUUCGUGUCUUUGCUCUUUAUUGAAGCCGUGCGAUCUAUCACUGCCACCAUCAUUAAACUCCAACGUUCCUAUUUUCAAAAAAACCCGUUGGAGCCAAAACCAUUUAAAAUUCUCUCUCUCUUCUCUAUUUGAACCAUUUUUCAGAUCGACCAUGGAGAGAAGAACCUGAAAGCAGCAUACGAGUUCAGAUGGGUUGUUUUCUUGGCUGCUUCGGUUUUUCUGGCAAGAGAAAGCGCAGAAAACCAGCCAAUAAAAUCCAACCAGGGGACCAAGGAAUUGGUAGUUAUGAACCUCUGGAUUCCUAUGUCCCCGUAAAUCUUGACAUCACAGGAAACCCCAGAAGCUCAGAUUCUAAAAUCAGUUGCCGACCAAAAGAGCGAUCCUGCAACAAAAUCAGAAAGAAGGUUAGCUUUAACUUGAAUGUCCAAACUUAUGAGCCAAUUUGUAGUGAUGAAGCCGCAACUGGUUUUGGGGAGACUGAUGAGGAGGGGGGAAGGAAAGAAGAGACUGGUGAAGAAAAUCUAAUUGAAUCAAAGAUAAGAUCUUAUCCGUCCAAUCAUAGAUAUCGGAAUUUCAUUGACAGCUAUGAUGAGGAGGAUGAUAUAGCAUACCUCGACAAUGAGAGUGAAGAAGACGACGACGAUGACUGGUAUUGUGAUGCCAGUGAUAAAGAAUUGAACCAAGAAGAAGAGUUGCCUGGGAAUGAAGCUUCUUUUAAAUGGUUCACUGAGGACAAGAAUGCUAAUCUUAAGCCACUCUCUGCUUCAACUGACGAAGAGUUGAGAACGUUUGGAGCGGAUGCUCGAGAGAGGAGCGAAUAUGCGCAUUCGGUGCUGAAGCCGGUAGAAAAUCUCACGCAGUGGAAAGCAAUGAAAGCAAGUGCAGCACCACCAAAACACCAGAAGAAGGAAAAUACUGCAGUAGAGCAAGCAUCAAUGAAACAGCUCAAUUCCAACUCGAAGUCAAAUUUGCAAGCAUCAUCUUUGAAUUCAGAAUCGAAUUAUACUCCGCUGAAGCCUCUGCUGCCAGAAAUUAACGUUGCUGCCAGCCUCUCGAACUGGAUAACUGCACCACAGUGAGUCCAAAACCAGAUCUUUCAGAGAGAUGCCACUGAUGUUCAUUCUGCUCUGCAAGAUACACGCGUAGCGCCUGUAAACAGAUCAGUCUACCUUUAUACAACAUCAUCAAAAAUAAGAAACACAAAGUUCUGAUGCAGGGUUUGAUAUAUACUCCAAAAAAGAAACAAUGUUUUGCUUCUUCUGUUUAGUGUUCGUAUCUCGGAUUGUUUUGAUUCUCUACCUACUCUUUUGAAAAGCAUGAUGUUUCUGUGUGAAUUGUUUGCCUUACUACUAUUUCUACUCUUCUUUUUUUCA
Tripterygium wilfordii is the source of this 1444-nucleotide messenger RNA. Its product is annotated as myb-like protein V. The coding region runs from base 260 to 1150 and encodes 296 amino acids. The transcript is spliced from 3 exons. Lineage: Eukaryota; Viridiplantae; Streptophyta; Magnoliopsida; Celastrales; Celastraceae. The record is from RefSeq and is a predicted model, not a curated record. Gene Ontology annotation, biological process: male meiosis II.